AUGGCGGCGGCCUUCGGCAGCCUGGAGACGCUGCGGGCCUUGGUGGAGGGCGGCGUGCGCGUGCGGGGCCCGCCGGGCUGGGGCACGCCGCUGCUGUCGGCCGCCGACGCCGGCCACGCCCCCGUCGUCCAGCACCUGCUCGACCUGGGCUGCGACCCCAACGCCGCCAACACGCGCGGCGCCACGCCGCUCCUCAUGGCGGCGCAGGAGGGCCACGAGCAGGUGGUGGCGCUGCUGCUGGCGCGCGGGGCCCUCGUGCGGCCGAGCACCCAGCCCGCUCGCACGGCCGUGCACUCCGCCGCCCGCAACGGCCACGAGCGCGUGCUGCGCCGCCUGCUGGACGCCGCCGACGGCGCCGCUGCC
This is a messenger RNA of Gryllus bimaculatus (two-spotted cricket), 363 nucleotides long. The record is from the annotation of a GenBank genome assembly. NCBI's taxonomy places the organism in Eukaryota, Metazoa, Arthropoda, Insecta, Orthoptera, Gryllidae.